AUGAGUGACACUCUUAGACCCCCUUCUCUUCAGGUGAGUGUCCCAAGUGAUGCCUCAGGAUACUCAGAUGGUGGAAGCAAUGCCGUGUCGGACGGCUCCAUGCGAUCCAGCUCCUCUACCCCAACACUACGUCGCAAACGCUUCAAGAUGCGCCGCAUGAGGAACGUGCCCAGUGAGAAGGACAACGAGCAGCUGCAGCAAACUGGCAGUCGUCUGGCAGCCCGAACCCGCUCCGGCUCCAAGGAGUACCUUCAGCUACCCUCCAUUGAGAUCACACCAUCCAGUGAUGAAGACGCACCCUCUUCCUGGUCCAACUGUUCUACACCCAGUGCCUCGCCACGACGCAAACGUUUCCUGUUGAGGAAGUGGCUGAGGGUCCGCGAGAAGAAGGAGCAAGGCAGUGAGAGCAGAGGUGCUUCCGAGACAGCAAGCAGCUAUCCUGUGUACAAGAGUAAAGAGUAUAUUUAUUCACUUGAGAUCACACACCAACAUGCUUAUUUGAUUAAAUUCAUUGGAUACACUAUCAACAGCCAGCAGAGCAGUCAGCAGAGCAGCCAGCAGAGCAGCCAUGAGGACGACUGCACUCGCUUCUUGACUCCGCUGAUCCGAGAGGAGAGGUCUGACAGUGCAGCGGACAAGAUCAGGCUCAAGCUCAAAAGCUCCACCUUUGUGAUUGGUUCAGAUUCCCUAAGGGAAAUCAGUAAGGGAUAG
This is a messenger RNA of Myripristis murdjan (pinecone soldierfish), 711 nucleotides long. RefSeq lists its product as uncharacterized. The transcript has 7 exons. Lineage: Eukaryota; Metazoa; Chordata; Actinopteri; Holocentriformes; Holocentridae. The coding region runs from base 1 to 711 and encodes 236 amino acids. The record is from RefSeq and is a predicted model, not a curated record.